CACUCAGUUACUGGCAGGAAAACACGCCUUUUACAUCCUUUCAAUUCGAUUUGUACAAUCUCUCAUUCAGGCAAUCAGGAUAGCCACAAGCUUUCAAUCUAUUCUACGCGCUCAAACGGCCCGUUCUUUCACUUCAUGUUUAUUAUUCCACGUCAUACUUCCAAGUGUUGACCUCGAGUUAGCUCUUAUUUCGGUUUCGGGGCCGAACAUUAUCUAUACUUCACUUCAAUCAAGCGCUGCACAACAUGAAAUCGUCUUCACCCGACAGUGCGCCUCUGGCAAGGAGGACGAAUGGAUCUGCCUCACGAGCCAAAGUAUCCAAGAAUAUCGACAACGAAAUGGAGAAAUCUACAAAUGGAGACUAUGCGCCUGCUGGCGUCUCCAUACGGAAUGGACCCGUUACGGAUGAAAUGGAUGUCGAUAUUCCAGCUCUAAACGGCAAGCGCAAGGCCCGAGUCAGCACUGGGAAGCCAGUUCACUACAAUGACGCCGCGAGCUCUAGCGAGGAAGACAACAAGCCGCUGGCUAAACGACAACGAACCUCGGCUUCCAAGGCCAAGAAGGAUGAGUCGGACAGCGAUGACGCGCCAAUAGCGAGGAGGAAGUCGGGUGGGAAACUGCCCCCAAGCAUCGACGGUUCGGAUUUCGAGCAGGAGGAGAAGAAAUUAGCCAAAGAGAAAGUCCACAUCGAAAAGAAGGCCGAGAAGGAGGCAAAGAGCAUCCGAGCAAAAGAGUCCAAAGGAAAAAAGCCAGUCAUAAAGGAAUCGGAUUCUGAGGAUGAGCCUAUAUCGAAGUCGCGUGCAAAGAAAGCCAACGGGGCGAAGAAGGAAGAAUCUGACGAUGAUGUCCCUAUCACCAAGAAGAUUGCAGCUAAGAAGGCCAAUGGAAAGGCGCCAGUGAAGACGGCUGUGAAGGCGCCCGUGAAGAAGCCUGCCAAAGGAAAGGCCGCUAAAAAGGAAGAGAGUGAAGAGGCGGAGGCAGAGGCAGAGGAAGAUGAAGAGUACCGCUGGUGGGAUGCCCCGAAUAAGGAUGAUGACAGCAUUAAGUGGGAGACUCUUGAGCACAACGGUGUUGUUUUCCCCCCAGAUUACGAACCUCUUCCCAAGAGCGUCAAGCUCGUGUAUAAUGGCACGCCUAUCAGCCUGCACGUUGAAGUAGAGGAAGUGGCAGGGUUCUUUGGGGCCAUGCUGAACUCCACGCUCAAUGUCGAAAACCCGACCUUCCAAAAGAAUUUCUUCAACGACUUCACUGAAAUCUUAGCCAAGAAUGGAGGGGCAAAGGAUAAAGAUGGUAAUAAAGUUGCUAUCAAAGAGUUCUCUAAACUUGACUUCAGCAGAAUCUUCGAGUACUACCAGGGCAAGAGCGAAGAAAAAAAGGCGCGAUCACCCGCUGAAAAGAAGGCUGAUAAGGCUGCCAAAGACGAGCUCGAGGCACCAUAUCUGUACUGUACUUGGGAUGGACGGAAAGAAAGAGUCGGCAACUUCCGUGUCGAACCUCCCUCGCUCUUCCGUGGCCGUGGCGAGCACCCAAAGACUGGUAAGGUGAAGAAGCGCGUCAUGCCUGAACAAAUCACAAUAAAUAUUGGCCCGAAUGCCACUGUGCCAACUCCGCCUCCAGGACACAAAUGGAAGGAGAUCAAGCAUGACAACAAAGCGACGUGGCUUGCCAUGUGGCAGGAAAAUAUCAACGGCGCAUACAAGUAUGUUAUGCUUGCCGCAAACAGUACUGUAAAGGGGCAGAGCGACUUCAAAAAGUUCGAGAAGGCCCGGGAGUUGAAGAAGCACAUUGACCGCAUCCGCAAAGACUACCAGAAGGCCCUGAAGUCUGAGCUCAUGGCCGACCGACAGCGGGCAACUGCCGUGUAUCUGAUUGAUAAGUUCGCGCUACGUGCUGGAAACGAAAAGGACUCCGAGAACGAGGCAGAAACAGUCGGAUGCUGUUCCUUGAAGUUCGAACACGUUACCUUGAAACCCCCGAACACGGUCAUCUUUGACUUCCUGGGAAAAGACAGUAUUCGCUUUUACGACGAGGUGACUGUUGACCCUCAAGUCUUCCGAAAUCUUAAGAUCUUCAAGAAGUCCCCAAAGACUGAGGGUGAUGACAUCUUCGAUCGUCUGAACACUGGUCAGCUCAACAAGCAUUUGGCCAACUAUAUGCCUGGACUCACUGCGAAGGUGUUCCGUACUUACAAUGCUUCAUACACCAUGUCGACGCUUCUGCAGGAGCUGGAGGCCACAAACACCAGUCUGCACGAGAAGAUCAAGCUCUAUAACGACUGCAAUCGGAAGGUUGCAAUCCUUUGUAAUCAUAAACGUACCGUUGGCGCAGGCCAUGAGGCCCAGAUGGGCAAGCUCACAGACAGAAUCAAGGGUCUGAAGUACCAAAAAUGGCGCACGAAGCAGAUGAUUCUCGAUCUUGAUCCAAAGCAGAAGAAGAAGAAGGGUGCUGAGUGGUUUGAACUGGACGACGAUUUGACUCAGGAGUGGAUUGAAGAGCACCAGGCGUUUCUGGUGGAGGAACAGCGUACGAAGAUCACGAAGAAGUUUGAAAAGGAUAAUGAGAAGCUCGUUGCUGAGUGCGAGAAGGAGAUGAAGGCCAAGGAGCUUACUGAGCGCCUGGGAGCCGCGGAAGACUUGGCUAAGAAACUCAAGAAGGAGAACAAGACCAAGAAAGUGGAAGCCGAAGGAAGAACUCCAUCCGUGGAAAAGUUACAAGCUGCGGUUGAGAAGAUUGAUCAGAGGAUCACUACCAUGAAUCUCCAGGCCGAGGAUCGAGAAGGCAACAAGGAGGUUGCACUCGGCACCUCCAAGAUCAAUUAUAUUGAUCCCCGCCUUACUGUUGUAUUCGCCAAGAAGUUCGACGUGCCUAUUGAGAAGUUCUUCUCGAAGACACUUCGCGAGAAGUUCAACUGGGCCAUCAAGUCUGUUGAGGACGACAACUGGGAAUUCUAGAAAAUGCGAUUCGUUUUCACAUAGUUUAUCAGUUACUUUUCGCAGAGGAUAUAUCGUUUUGAGCUUGCAUAUGAGAAACGGAAAUGGGGU
Molecule: messenger RNA, 3041 nt
Organism: Pseudogymnoascus destructans
Lineage: Eukaryota; Fungi; Ascomycota; Leotiomycetes; Thelebolales; Thelebolaceae
Gene: TOP1
Product: DNA topoisomerase 1
Exons: 5
Coding region: 246-2951 (901 amino acids)
Biological process (GO): DNA topological change; chromosome segregation; DNA replication
Cellular component (GO): nucleolus; chromosome
Molecular function (GO): DNA topoisomerase type I (single strand cut, ATP-independent) activity; DNA binding
Source: RefSeq, a predicted model, not a curated record